Messenger RNA from Heterocephalus glaber (naked mole-rat), 1663 nucleotides. The record is from RefSeq and is a predicted model, not a curated record. NCBI's taxonomy places the organism in Eukaryota, Metazoa, Chordata, Mammalia, Rodentia, Bathyergidae.
AUGGGCAGACAAAGGCCAAGGCACAUACGGGAGCUCCAAAGGAACAACAGAUUGAGUGCAAUUCAGUACAAUGGCACAGGAAAAACAAAAUUUACAAGUUUGGGAAGAGGUCAAGACUUAUGCACCAAAGAUGAUGAUGACUUUGACACUGGCCAUUUCAGCCAAAGUACCUGUGACAGUGAUAUGGAGCAAGAAUCAACUGAUACAAACACAGGAAAGGACCUGGCAGGAAGGACUCCCCAUCCAGCUGGUUCCCAAGCAGCUGAAUUACCUACACUCUACACGAUCUCUGCCUGCACGAGAAACUAUUGGGUCACAACACCAGUGGGAUCCAGGGGAACCUUUCCACUGGUGAUGGCCGGUCUGUCGCAGGUGGUGCCCCAACAGGGAGCUGAAUACGGGGGAUACCAGAGUGAAGGUCGCCGCGGGAAUACGAGGGCGCUCAGUGCACGCCUCAGGCAUCAACAGCUCUGUGCCUUUUUGGAGUUUGUUGAAAAGGUCUGCCGCUGGUUCCCCACGGAGGGAACUGUUAGUUUAGAAUUAUGGAAUAAGGUAGGAAAAAAAUUACAGGAUUAUUAUGCCGGCCACGGGCCUUCCAAAGUGCCUGUUGAUGUGUUUAGCCUUUGGGGUCUUAUCAAAGAGAGCUUAGAUCCUCGUCAAGGGACUUUAAUCUUAAUUGAUGUAAAAAACAGAUCUGUUUAUAUUAAAGGCUUCCCAAUGGAUGCAACCCUCAAUGAUAUCAAAGAACAGCUAGAAGAUAAAGGUCAAGUACUAAAUAUCCAGAUGAGAAGAACAUUACACAAAGCAUGUAAGGGAUCCAUAUUUGCUGUGUUUGAUAACAUUGAAUCUGCUAAGAAGUUUGUAGAAACUCCGGGCCAGAAGUAUAAAGACACAGACUUGCUAAUACUUUUUAAGGAAGAUUAUUUUGCAAAGAAAAAUGGAGAAAGAAAGCAAAAUGAGGUGGAAGCUAAAUUAAGAGCUAAACAAGAGCAAGAAGAAAAACGGAAGUUAGCAGAAGAUGCUGAAAUGAAAUCUCUAGAAGAAAAGAUUGGAUGCUUGCUGAAGUUCUCAGGUGACUUAGAUGAUCAGACCUGUAGAGAAGAUUUGCAAGUCCUUUUCUCAAAUCAUGGUGAAAUAAAAUGGAUAGACUUUGUCAGAGGAGCAAAAGAGGGAGCAAUUCUAUUUAAAGAAAAAGCCAAGGAAGCACUGGAUAAAGCCAAAGAUGCAAACAAUGGUAUCCUACAAUUAAGGAACAAAGAAGUGACGUGGGGAGUACUGGAAGGAGAGAUGGAGAAAGAAGCUUUGAAAAAAAUCAUAGAAGAUCAACAAGAAUCCCUAAACAAAUGGAAAUCAAAAGGUCGCAGAUUUAAAGGGAAAGCAAAAGGAAAUAAAGCUGCCCAGCCUGGAUCUGCUAAAGGAAAAGUACAGUUUCAGGGCAAGAAAACAAAAUUUGAUACUGAUGAAGAACGUGAUGAAAAUGGUGCAGCUGGACCAGUGAAAAGAGCAAGAGAAGAAACAGACAAAGAAGAACCUGCAUCAAAACAACAGAAAACAGAAAAUGGUGCUGGAGACCAGUAGUUUAGUAACCAAUUUUUUUUUUAAUUCAACUUAGAUUUUAAGCUGCUUUUUGUCUUUGGAGGCUUUUAAAAAGAAAACCAAAUUA